GUGGAUUUCAGAAGCAGUUGAAAGAUAUGCCGGUUAUGCUGUGGCGGCUCCAGGGAGUCGCCGUUGGACUGAUCGUGAUCCACUUGGACACGGGCAAGGGCUUCGAGGAAGAUAGUGCGCGCAAGAUGGCGCAGUUGCUACGCAUUGUCAAGUCCAUGACUGUGCCCUGGGUGACAACUGGAGAUUGGAACAACAC
This is a messenger RNA of Prorocentrum cordatum, 196 nucleotides long. NCBI's taxonomy places the organism in Eukaryota, Dinophyceae, Prorocentrales, Prorocentraceae. The record is from the annotation of a GenBank genome assembly.